Pungitius pungitius (ninespine stickleback) is the source of this 767-nucleotide messenger RNA. RefSeq names its product S100 calcium binding protein W (gene s100w). Bases 153 to 482 code for a protein of 109 amino acids. The transcript has 3 exons. The record is from RefSeq and is a predicted model, not a curated record. Gene Ontology annotation, molecular function: calcium ion binding; transition metal ion binding; calcium-dependent protein binding. NCBI's taxonomy places the organism in Eukaryota, Metazoa, Chordata, Actinopteri, Perciformes, Gasterosteidae. Gene Ontology annotation, cellular component: cytoplasm.
GUGUGUGUGUGUGUGUGUGUGUGUGUGUGUGUGUGAUAGACGUUGCAUGUCUCCUCUUUAAGAGGGAAUUUCCCCCGAGUCCGACAUCAGUCUCACUUGGACAGCAGGACAUACGGACGUGUUCUCUCUCUUCCACCAGGAAACUCUGAGUCAUGGCUCGUUUGGACCAGGUCAUCACAAACAUUGUGGAUAUAUUCCUUGAUUACGCUGACGAUGAGGGAAAGAAAAAGACGUUGAACAAAGAAGAGCUGAAGAAGGUGUUGGAGAAAGAAAUACAAACUCCUGAGUUAAAAGAUCAAAUCAAAGCAGAGGACAUUGAGGAAGCCAUGAACAUGCUGGAUAAAAACCACGAUGGGGAGAUAAACUUCCGAGAGUUUUGUCGCUGUGUGAGUGACCUGGCCAAAUGCUACUACCAGAAAAAGACAGGCAAGGGUGGCAAGAAAGGCAAAGGGAAAGAACGAGAAGGUGAACAAGAAGACUAAAGGACCAACCCUAAAAAAUGUUUGCAGCAUCAUAAGAUAUUUAGAAAUAUUUGAUACAUAUGACAAUUGCGUCUGUCAUGUGGGACAGAGACACUGGACCCAGAUGUUGAGAUAUCAGGCCCUUUGCACAUCCAUCAUUCAAAUCAAACUUGGUAUUUAUGUUUUGAAAGUAGAUCUGAGUUGUGAUACUUGCUACCUUUUAAAACCUCUGUCAGCAUGUUUUCAAAGAACUUUCUAUUCCAUGCUUUGCUGACAAUAAAUAAAAACAAUGAAGUUUGACUUGUU